Molecule: messenger RNA, 1483 nt
Organism: Oppia nitens
Lineage: Eukaryota; Metazoa; Arthropoda; Arachnida; Sarcoptiformes; Oppiidae
Exons: 2
Coding region: 203-1483 (426 amino acids)
Source: RefSeq, a predicted model, not a curated record
UGUGUGUGUAAGUGUGUAUGUGUUUAUGCAAUGCAACCCAUGUAUCGAAGCGUAGCGAAGGUGUGGUCAGACAAGUCGCUGAUGGCGUGGAAAAGUCAUCGAAAGAAGUCGACACAACUCGAGACAACCGACCGGUUGUUGUUGUCGUCGACUAACGAGUUAUUCUGUCAGUUGUUUCUUCUAUGUCAUCAUCAGCACCGGUAUGACACUACUGACAUCAACAAUAAAAAUGACAAUCAAUACGACAACGAUAACUAUGUGCACAACAAUCAUCGUCAUAGCCUACACCGUACUAUUAGCUACAGCUGUACAGGUGAUAGACACCAACAACAACACCGACAACAAUGUCAGUACUGCCAAUAGUAGUAACAAUAAUAGCACCGGUAGUAGUAGUAGUGGUGCUUAUAAUGAUGUGAGGAGUUGUGAUCAUCAAAAAUGGUUGUCGUCCGGCGGCUGUGAGGACAGUGUCGGUUCGUAUUGCAAUACGACAACCAACCGGUGCGAGUGUCGCCCGGACUAUACUAUCUCACUGGACGGCCGAUUCUGUUUGCAGCGGCGCCUAAACCUAUCCGAUUCGUGUAUCCUAUCGGAACAGUGUCCCAUUGGCUCUCUUUGCUACUACUUCAACACUGCUACCACCAGCACCAGUAUACAACUGUCCCGCGAAACUGUACGCUACUGGAUCCGACCUGACCUACCUCUAUCACCGGAGGGACAGUGCCGGUGCCCGGAGACACACUACCAAACAACUGACGGGGACAAUGGCAACAAAGUUUGCCAAAAACGCAAACUCAUGGCCGAACCGUGCAGUUCGGACUACCAGUGCAUCCAACCGGACAGUGUAUGCAGCAAUUCGUCCGCCGACACUAGCUUAGGUGAUGACGGCGCCCGUGGUGGUGGUGGUCAGCACAUGAGGUGCCAGUGUAACCAUACGUACGUGUUUUCCACAAUCAUUGGCCACUGUGUUAAAGGGAAAUAUCUCGGCGAAAGUUGCGCCGGUCGUGAGGAAUGCCAAUACUCUGAGGAGCACAGCUGGUGUAUCGACAAUAUAUGUCUGUGCGGUGCCGGCUAUACGCCCGAUCGCAACAGUUUCGAUGGCCAACCCCAGUGCACAAUCGAUACGAUGGCCGUCGAAAUAGUUGUCCCGCAACGGGUUGCCGACGGCGACGACGAUUAUGACUCGGACGGCGACAUAGAUUAUAUGACACUGUUGUUGGCCGGUGUAUUUGCGACCGCGUUUGUAGUGGCCAUCUACGUUGCCCGGCGUAAUCGCAACUAUAUUAUGCAAAUGAUUCGGCCGAUAGUGAUGGCCGGCGAUGAUCUGACCAAUGGUGGUAGUAGUAGUAGUGGUAGUGGUAAUAGUGGCGAUGAUGGCCACUGCGAUCCGGUUCAUCAUCGGAUGAUACCGAUGGACAACAGUGCCGAUAGUUUUACGGCCACUACAGACGGUGGUGACGGUAAUGAUGUGGUUAAAGCUAUUUAA